AUGGAAAUUUCUCUAAUCGUAUGCAUUGCAACCGCACAAACAAUAGAGUACUGUCAAUACUGUAACUCAUUAAACGAAUGUGAUAGCAGCUCCCCCUUAAACUGUGUCAAUAUUCAAACAUCUCAAUGCACAGCAUUCUCCGAUCCAUGUGGCACAAUAACCGAUCCAUUCUAUGUCUAUGUCGAUGAAAAUGCCAAUCCAACCAUUACUAUUCAAGUUUUUGGAGACGCAGCAUGUCAAAUCCCAAUUACCUCUCCAACACCAUACACAUGUGUUAGAAUGAAUUAA
Messenger RNA from Heterostelium album PN500, 288 nucleotides. RefSeq lists its product as uncharacterized. The record is from RefSeq and is a predicted model, not a curated record. Bases 1 to 288 code for a protein of 95 amino acids. The transcript is spliced from 3 exons. Lineage: Eukaryota; Evosea; Eumycetozoa; Acytosteliales; Acytosteliaceae.